ACCGUACCUGGUGCUGCUCCCAUACCAGGCAGUGUUAUUCCCUGUCAGGAUGCUCUCCAUGGUGCUGGUGUACAGACUCCAGAGUAUCUGGGGAGACUCUCUCUCUGUGACUUCCUCACCACAGGGUCUGUGGUACAGGACCACGUCCUUGGCAAUCUGAACAGCAGGGUGUUAUAAGUUGACCACCCUCUCCACGGGGUACCCACUGAUGUGUAGAGGGUUGUGGUUCCACCCCUGCUUCCUCCUGUGUUCUACUAGCAGGCCUUGGAUUCAGCAGUCCUCUCCAAAAUGUUUACAGUGUUGGUUGUUCCUUCUCUGUGUGAAGCACACACACAUAGCACACACAGGCUGGUGUGCUAUGUGACCAGCCAGACACAACCCCAUCCUGAUGUCCCCUCCUUCCACCUGGACCAAGUGGACCCUUUACUCUGCACACACAUCAUCUACGCCUCCCUGGACCUGGCUCCUGAUGACCACAUCCUGCCCUUCUCCUCCGAAGAUCAGGAAGCCUGGAUUUCGCUCAGCAGUCUCAAAGACAGUAAUCCUGAUCUGAAGAUGCUGCUAGCCAUAGGGAGAUGGACCUCCAUUACCACAAGGCUUCUGGAGAUAGCCUCAGACUUCCCCAGGCGAAAGACGUUUGUGCAGUCAGCGGUGCAGUGCCUGAGGCAGGAGGGUGCUGAUGGUCUGGACCUGGUGUGGCUGCCUGGAGCCCAGAAUAAUGACACUCUCCUCACUCUGUUUCUCAAGGAGUUGCAGGGGGCGUUCCAGGAGGAGGCUGGUGUGUCUGGUAGAGAGACCCUGCUCCUCUCCACAGCUGUGCCAGGGCUGGAGGACCCUGACCUCCAGGGCUCUGAUGCACGCUCCUUCUCCCAAUAUGUGGACUUCAUCUCCUUUCUGACCUAUGACCUUCAGCGGCCACUGCAGGCAACACCAGAUGUGAACCAUCUGGUAACAUACUGGCUGUCACAGGGAGUGGAGUCUCAGAAGCUGACCCUGGGAUUCCAUGUCUCAGCUCCGGGACUGUGGACCCUGGAGAAUGAGACCAGCUUACAGUGGGACUCAGAGGAUCACACGCAGAUGUGCCACUUUCUGAGGACCUCCCAUGCUCAUCCUGAUGACCACAUGCUCAGCUCUGAGAGACAUGGAACCAGCCUGAGAGGAAAGCUGUGGCAGCUGAGGAGAGUGGGUGUGCGGGCAGCCUCAGUGUGGUCCCUGGGCCUUGACGACCCUACUGGGACCCUGUGUGGCCGUGGCUCCUCCCCCUUCACCAGGCUGCUGAGGUCUUCUCUCAGGCGCAGGAAUCACCACACACCUCAUCACCGCUCGCCACACCACUAUCAGCAUCGGCACCACCAUCGCCACGGUUCCUCUACCCGGGACCGUCACCUUGGCCACCGCCAUUGUCACCGUCAUCGCGUCCGCAAUGACAUGGUGUCACCUAGGCAACACACCACCUCGGUCUGAGUGCUCAGAUCUGUUUGUGUACUCAGUGUUUGUUAAUGAGGGUUCCUUCUUGCUUAUGUGGAAAACAAUUACGUACACGCACACACACGCACACACUUUCCUAUAGCAGCCUCACGGCAGGUAGUGAUAGCAGAUAGAUACUGCGUUCUCUGUGCAUGAAUAGAUUUAUGAGCCUAUUAAGAAAUCAUCCUAAGGAAUUCUGGCACACACCUGGUCCUCUGGUCCCCCUAUACUCUCCAGCAAAUUGGCUCCACAGGUAAUUACAGAGCUCCUGUGGCCAUCAGCUUUCAUUUGGAGCAGUGGGAGAGCCCCUUUGCUUUUAAUAGCUUCCUCUCCAUCCUGCUGACUUUUUGUCUGUGCAUAAGCCCAAAAACAACCCUGUACCAUUGAGAUACUGUGAGCCAGCCAGUGCUCAGGAUCUGACACUGGGACACUUCAAAGCUGGUGUAAUAUCCUGAAAAGCACCAUUUGUAAUGUGUUAUAACUUUAGUUCUAUUCUGUUGUUUUUUAGUUCUAUCCUAAUCUUGUGUUGCAUGUUUGGUCAAAACAUACAGUGCAGCAUGAGUAGUCUUUAUUAGGUUCUUCAUCUGUACUCUGUCUAUAUAUUGAGCACCAUUUCAACAAUAUCAGACUUUGAAAUAAAGAAUUUGCAUCACUAAUUCCUGCUCAAUGGGAUAUGAGCAGGUCUGGGUAGAGUAUGAAAGCUAUCUUAGAAAUGUGUGGGAGUCAUUUGAGUUUCUCAGAGCACCUCCUGUAAUCCACUUCUCAAUUUCAAGUUACUGUUUGUUUGGUGUUCAUCAACACACAUCAAUUUAUCAUGUGUACAUGCGUUGGGGAGACUGUGUGGAAGAUCGAUUAGGCUUUGUUAACAAGCCACGUUUACUGGCAGAGAGAUCAUAAAUCUUCAUUGUGCUGUAUCAGCAAAAUGGGUCGCCUUUGGACAGGGUUCAUUACAGACUCGCUGGGAGCAAAUUUGACCACUCAUAUCUAAUAUUAAUGAAUGUUGUCUGUUGUCUCACCCUACAGGGCCAAUGGCAAUUAAAGACCCCAAGAAUUGAACGUUCCCUGGUGAUUAAUUGAGACAUAACAUGAGAAAGACUGAUUCUCGUAAGAGGACGGUUAAUUAUCUAAUGUCCAAUUAUGCCACUGGCCCAAGCUUGGUAUAAAUUGCUACUCAAUCUCUUUUUGCCUGAGUAACAAAAAAGGGGCCUACACUGUUUCAGUGUUGUGACAGUGUUUGUUGUGAAAUACCGUUGAUAAAUGAUCUGCUUGUAAUAAUCCUGUAAAGUGAAACUUUCUUGUGUGUUUCUGAGGUAACAUUGACUUUCAUGCAGUGAAUGUCAUGUGAUGGAAAACCAUUUCCUGUAAAUUGAUAACACAAAGCAGUGUGAAGAUAAGAGUACUGGCCAUGUGUGGGUUCACAGAUAGAC
Molecule: messenger RNA, 2894 nt
Organism: Osmerus eperlanus (European smelt)
Lineage: Eukaryota; Metazoa; Chordata; Actinopteri; Osmeriformes; Osmeridae
Gene: hrct1
Product: histidine rich carboxyl terminus 1
Exons: 8
Coding region: 289-1464 (391 amino acids)
Biological process (GO): carbohydrate metabolic process
Cellular component (GO): extracellular region
Molecular function (GO): chitin binding
Source: RefSeq, a predicted model, not a curated record